Messenger RNA from Salvia splendens (bonfire salvia), 1890 nucleotides. Its product is annotated as AP2-like ethylene-responsive transcription factor ANT. Gene Ontology annotation, molecular function: DNA binding; DNA-binding transcription factor activity. Gene Ontology annotation, biological process: regulation of DNA-templated transcription. Bases 219 to 1700 code for a protein of 493 amino acids. Lineage: Eukaryota; Viridiplantae; Streptophyta; Magnoliopsida; Lamiales; Lamiaceae. The transcript is spliced from 8 exons. The record is from RefSeq and is a predicted model, not a curated record.
CAUUCUUUUUGUAUCUCCACUACAUAGAGAGAUACUCCUACAAAACAAAAACAAAAGAUACAACAGACUCUUGGAUUUUCGCUUAGAUUUCGUCUCUCCUCCUAUAAAACAAAACACACCUCCCAUCCCUCAUUUCAAUUCACAAAGAAAUACUCCAUCAUUAGUGUAUUCGUUUCCAAUCAUUGACAUGCUUCCUUGCUCCAUCUAAACAAGCAAACAUGGCUGAUGAAAGCAACAACAGCAAUUGGUUGGGAUUCUCUCUCUCAGCUCCAAGCAUGGACGACCACCCCUCCUCUAACGCCGUUACCACUCCCGCCCCCAUCAACUUCAACUACCCCGGCUUCUGCUACGGCGACGCCCCCAGCUUCUACUCCCACUUAACCGUCAUGCCUCUCAAAUCCGACGGCUCCCUUUGCUUGAUGGAAGCCAUCAACCGCUCUCAGCCACAAGCUCCGAAGCUGGAAGAUUUCUUCGGAGUGGGCCAUCCCCAUCACUACGAAGGAGGAAUGGCGCUGAGCCUCGACAGCAUGUACUACCACGCCAACACUCAACCCACCGCGACCGAUUUCCUCAGCUCCGACCACCUUCACCUCCAGGAGUAUCCACUUUACUACGCGCCGCCUGACCACGCUUCUCCGCCCGACCAAAUAUCCGGUGGAGAGGCGUAUAAUGAGCUGCAGACUCUAAGCCUUUCGAUGAGCCCCGGCUCGCAGUCCAGCUGCGCCACCGCCCCUGUUGCCUUAGUCAGCUACGACAACAAGAAAAGAGGGCAGGAGAAAGUCGAUCAGAAGCAGAUCGUUCACCGCAAAUCCAUUGACACAUUCGGCCAGAGAACCUCUCAGUACAGAGGCGUCACCAGACAUCGAUGGACUGGGAGAUACGAAGCUCAUUUAUGGGACAACAGUUGCAAGAAAGAAGGCCAGAGCAGGAAGGGAAGGCAAGUUUACCUUGGAGGGUAUGAUAUGGAACAAAAAGCUGCCCGGGCUUAUGAUUUGGCCGCACUCAAGUACUGGGGACCCUCCACACACAUCAAUUUUCCGUUGGAGAAUUACCAACAAGAGCUGGAAGAAAUGAAGAACAUGAGCCGCCAAGAAUACGUUGCUCAUCUCCGGAGGAAAAGCAGUGGCUUCUCUAGGGGAGCUUCCAUCUACAGAGGAGUCACAAGACAUCAUCAACACGGUCGCUGGCAAGCCCGCAUCGGCCGCGUCGCCGGCAACAAGGAUCUCUAUCUCGGCACAUUCAGUACGCAGGAGGAGGCUGCGGAGGCGUACGACGUCGCGGCCAUCAAGUUUAGAGGCGUGAACGCGGUGACGAACUUCGACAUCACGCGCUACGACGUGAAGAGGAUCAUGGAGAGCAACGGCCUUCUCCCUGGUGAAAUGGCGCGACGGAACAAAGAGAUUGUCGUUGUCACGGCCUCUUCUUCGAACGACAAUAAUGCGGUUGUUGUGGCCAAGGAGUGUGAGUGGAGAGUGGCGCUGCCUAAUGGCAUGGGCGAGGCGGGGAAGAUGUCCCUUGCCAGCUCGAGGGAGGGCAGCCCGGACCGGAACAAUGUGCUUCCCCUCCAAUUUCCUGCCCUGCCUAACAAGUUUUUCCCCUGCCCCACGGGGGGCGAGGGCGCGGCCGCUUGGAUCCCUGCUGCCGGCCCAAUGCGGGCCCAAGUGCCGCUCUUCUCUGCCUGGGCUGCGGAUAUUAAGUGACACGUCUUCGUUGUUGGGAUGGAUGUGUUUUGCUUGUACAAAAAGGAAAUAUUAUCUCAAGGCAAAUUAAGGGGUGGUUUGGUUUGAUGUAGGAUUAUUAAUGUUCUUAGCAAUUUGUGUAGGAAGGUCCAAACUUUUUCCACUAAACCGGUUUGGACAGCUUUCAAUGAAAUUAAUGGGCUUUUUGUGA